GUUAAGGUGUGCCUUUCAAAAAAAUUGAUGCGUGCUUUUUCUGGUGUUUUUUUAAUAUGUGGACAGCUGACUCGUUAGUGUUCAUACUCGUUUGGUCUCGUGCUAUCACCACGUGAUAUGGCGGAGAUUGAUGAAUUUUUCCACGGCAGAAAGGCUAAAGCUGCCCCAAAACAGAAGUCCCUAGUCUAAGCAUAAGUACUUUACCUGGUGACCUCACCUCCGAUCUUCCCUUUUCCAUCUGCCCUGUUUGCAUUGCUUUUCGUCUCGAUGACAGUUCGCCAUGAUGAUGACCAUUCAUAAAUCAGUGGUAUUCAAUGUAUCCGUACGCGAUCCCGUGUCUUUAAAAACGUUCAUCAAGUUGCGCGUUUACAACGCCCUGCUAGGCCGCUGCGCUCAGCCUCAUCUUGUGCAAUGAAAAGUACAACUGCGUUAUACUCGGUUGCUUGGAUAAAUACUUGUAGUCCCUGUUCUACUCAGCACUAUGUAUAUUCCUGUGGACCAAUAGCCUAGCCCAUUUAAGUGAGGCGGUUGUGGAUAUCCCUGCCUACCGAAUGGGGCUGAAUCAUUGAUUGUGAGGCUGAGGAGAAGCUGAAUUUGUUAGCGACUGUACUCUAAUUAACAUAAUUAUCUAUAUGAUAAUAGCUAGUUAACAAUCACAAAUAUUGUCUAGCUGCUUGAAUCAGCUUCGAGUCAACUCCUUAGAAAUACAGGAAGGCAUAUCUGAAACCGCCUUUUUUAUCGUAUUUACACUUUGCAGAAUAAGGAGAUAUGGAAUUGAGCCAAUUAGUUGGGGUAGGAGAAAACGAAGAGAUAGCGAAGCUACUUCUCGAUCGUGGAGCAGAUGUGAAUGCUCUUCAAGCAGCUGCAUGGAAAGGAAAUCAAGAGGUUAUCAAGCUACUUCUCGAUCGUGGAGCAGAUGUGAAUGCUCAAGGUGGAGAAUAUGGCAACGCUCUUCAAGCAGCUGUAUUGAAACGAAACCAAGAGAUAGUGAAGCUACUUCUCGAUCGUGGAGCAGAUGUGAAUGCUCAAGGUGGAGAAUAUGGCAAUGCUCUUCAGGCAGCUGUAUGGAAAGGAAAUCAAGAGGUAAUCAAGCUACUUCUCGAUCGUGGAGCAGAUGUGAAUGCUCAAGGUGGAGAAUAUGACAAUGCUCUUCAAGCAGCUGUAUUGAAACGAAAUCAAGAGAUGGUGAAGCUACUUCUUGAUCGUGGAGCAGAUGUGAAUGCUCAAGGUGGAGAAUAUGGCAACGCUCUUCAAGCAGCUGUAUUGAAACGAAACCAAGAGAUAGUGAAGCUACUUCUCGAUCGUGGAGCAGAUGUGAAUGCUCAAGGUGGAGAAUUUGGUAAUGCUCUUCAGGCAACUGCAUGGAAUGGAAAGCAAGAGAUAGUGAAGCUACUUCUCGAUCGUGGAGCAGAUGUGAAUGCUCAAGGUGGAGAAUAUGGUAAUGCUCUUCAGGCAGCUGCAUUGGAUGGAAAGCAAGAGAUGGUGAAGCUACUUCUUGAUCGUGGAGCAGAUGUGAAUGCUCAAGGUGGAGAAUAUGGCAAUGCUCUUCAGGCAGCUGCAUGGGUUGGAAAUCAAGAGAUGGUGAAGCUACUUCUCGAUCGUGGAGCAGAUGUGAAUGCUCAAGGUGGAGAAUAUGACAAUGCUCUUCAAGCAGCUGCAUCGAAUGGAAAUCAAGAGAUGGUGAAGCUACUUCUUGAUCGUGGAGCAGAUGUGAAUGCUCAAGGUGGAGAAUUUGGUAAUGCUCUUCAGGCAGCUGCAUGGGUUGGAAAUCAAGAGAUGGUGAAGCUACUUCUUGAUCGUGGAGCAAAUGUUAAUGCUCAAGGUGGAUAUUAUGGAAAUGCUCUUCAAGCAGCUGCAUCGAAUGGAAAUCAAGAGACAAUGAAGCUACUUCUCGAUCAUGGGGCAGAUGUGAAUGCUCAAGGUGGAAGAUUUGGUAAUGCUCUUCAAGCAACUGCAUGGGAUGGAAAUCAAGAGAUGGUGAAGCUACUUUUCGAUUGUGGAGUAGAUGUGAAUGCUCAAGGUGGAGAAUAUAGUAAUGCUCUUCAAGCAGUUGUAUGGAAUGGAAAGCAAGAGACGGUGAAGCUACUUCUCGAUCGUGGAGCAGAUGUGAAUGCUCAAGGUGGAAAACAUGGCAAUGCUCUUCAAGUAGCUGCAUGGAAAGGAAACCAAGAGACGGUGAAGCUACUUCUUGAUCGUGGAGCAAAUGUGAAUGCUCAAGGUGGAUAUUAUGGCAACGCUCUUCAAGUAGCUGUAUGGUAUGGAAAUCAAGAGACGGUGAAGCUACUUCUUGAUCGUGGAGCAGAUGUGAAUGCUCAAGGUGGAUAUUAUGGCAAUGCUCUUCAAGCAGCUGCAUCGAAUGGAAAGCAAGAGACGGUGAAGCUACUUCUCGAUCGUGGAGCAGAUGUGAAUGCUCAAGGUGGAGAAUAUGGUAAUGCUCUUCAAGCAGCUGCAUUGAAACGAAACCAAGAGAUAGUGAAGCUACUUCUCGAUCGUGGAGCAGAUGUGAAUGCUCAAGGUGGAAAAUAUGGUAAUGCUCUUCAGGCAGCUGCAUUGGAUGGAAAGCAAGAGAUGGUGAAGCUACUUCUCGAUCGUGGAGCAGAUGUGAAUGCUCAAGGUGGAGAAUAUGGCAAUGCUCUUCAAGCAGCUGCAUGGGUUGGAAACCAAGAGGUAAUCAAGCUACUUCUUGAUCGUGGGUCAGAUAUCACUAUACAGCCGCGAAGUACCAACCGAUUAUCUAUGCUUCAUGUCUGUGUGGCUUCUGGUAGCACGAUGGCCCUAAAAGUAUUACUUGAUGCUGGUGGAGCAAUCCAUCUGGAUACACAGGACGAGUCUGGACAGACACCUCUUCACGUAGCAGUUGAGAAGCGUGAUAUUCUGGCUGCUAAGUAUCUUUUGGAAAGGGGAGGAUCAACUGAUAUACCAGAUUUUAGCGAUACAACUCCAUUUCAGCUAGCUAUACAGUCCGGGUUCUCUCAAAUGGCUCUUUUGACAUUCUCUAAAACCAAAUAUGAUCCCUCUUCGCUUUCUGCGACAGACUGGCGACGCUGUUUAGCCCCGGGUCUCGCAUGUCAUAUCGAGAUGACCAGUUGUGAACCACCCGAAGUCUUAGUCUGGAAUGAUGCAUCGAAAUUGAAAAUGGAACUCGACGAUUUGUCGUACCCCCUUUCUUCGUAUAGCGACAAGCUACCUGCUAGAGAGACUGAUUUCAUGAGCAGAAAGAAUUAUGCAAAACGAAUAUUCAUCCUUGCAGAUGACUCUUCGCUGCACGACGGUCCGGAAUUUGACCUACGUUGCCGUUGGUGGCGCAAGGUGCCUCAAGAACCCAAAUUUGAGAAUACACCUCAAAACCUCCGGCCUCUGUCCAAGAGUUGGAAUUGGACAAUCCAAAUGAGUUCACCCCCUACCAUGGACACUGUCCGCCGAACCCCAGCGAGCACCUGCUUCCUAGAAUGUGGCUUAUUUGUCACUUGUAUUUUCCUUCCAGCAAUAGAAGAGUGGCCAGAGACCGUCGAUCAUCUGGAAAGAUUUGCAGGGGAUCACAAACAGAGGCACGGAAUACUGUGGAUCAUGGUCAAACCAGAGGCGCACGAAGCCAAAUCAAAUUCCACAACAUUGUUCCUGUGUUCAAAAUUCUCCUUUAGUACUUCAGAAUUUGCAGGCGUACCUGUCACAGCGAUAGAUCUUUUCAUACCUUUAAUUCAGCGCGUUCGAAGUAUCUGGGAUCAUAAUUUCGACGUUUUCGAGACGCGGCUAUUAUCCACACGCAGUAUGGUUCUGAAAUCGGGCGGCAAUGAUCAGAAUUUAGUACAAGAACUUCUGAAAGAUGCUCAACUCUUAGAGCUGCUUAUAGCGAAUCUCAAGAAGCAAGUCAAUAAGUUCAGAAUAUUCAAACAACAGUAUACAAGCGAUGCUUGGAGAGUGCUGCAUGAACACACUCCUGGCCAGCUAAAGGAAGAGAUGGAUAAAGUGGAUAGUGAAAUUCAAAAACUAAGAGAGGGGUGCGAAAGGCGUCUGACUGACUUCAUGAAUUCGUCUCAGAAUAUCAUUCAAUUGGAAUUUAACUUGACCUCCAUUGCAGAAGCCCAAAAGUCAACAAGGACAAACAGAAGCAUGAAGCGUCUCAGUUGGAUAACGUUUAUAUUUCUUCCUUUGCUCUUUAUUGCAAGUCUUUUCGGUAUGAAUGUCGACAUUUUGGAAAACAACCCCGCAUGGUGGUGGUAUAUUCCUCUUGCUGCUCUAUUAAUGUUCAUAACCUUUACCGUAUGGAUCAUAUUCAAACGAAGCGAAGGUUUGGAGGACAAUCUCGAACAACGCUUCGACAGGCUAUUUCGAUUCGGCCGGCCGUUUCGACAGAACAAGGAAGAUGUAGAAAGAGGCUUGGAUCAGAGUGAGCAAAUAAAGCGGAAACGAACAGCAGCAUAUUCCACUUCUGGAAAGAAAAGAUCCUAGCCUGCAACUUAUGAGAUGAGGCGUCGUUAUUUACCAGUUGUUUUAAAGUAUAGGCACCGAAGUAAGGAUAAGAAAGCACUCGAUGGGUUCAAUUCCAUAGUAUAUGUGAGAUAGAGAGCGCUUCGGCAGAGCUAUCACAGUCAUUUAGAGAAGGUUUACGUUGUGAGGAUUGUAUAGAAACACUUAGGGUGUUAUGACGGAACCAGGGACCUUAAAAUCUAAAACUAAAGAACUACAGCUCUCUAGAACGCUCUUUAUAUACACAAUCUCAUACGCUAACAGAGUGGCUUCGAACGCGUUCCUCUUAGAUCUUACUACCCCCAUUUUUCCAUAGUAAAUCUUCUAAAUCCGAUCGUGUGUGA
Messenger RNA from Botrytis cinerea B05.10, 4811 nucleotides. RefSeq lists its product as hypothetical. Gene Ontology annotation, biological process: transmembrane transport; metal ion transport; positive regulation of transcription by RNA polymerase II. NCBI's taxonomy places the organism in Eukaryota, Fungi, Ascomycota, Leotiomycetes, Helotiales, Sclerotiniaceae. Gene Ontology annotation, molecular function: metal ion transmembrane transporter activity; protein binding; transcription cis-regulatory region binding. The transcript has 8 exons. The coding region runs from base 769 to 4449 and encodes 1226 amino acids. Gene Ontology annotation, cellular component: nucleus; membrane. The record is from RefSeq and is a predicted model, not a curated record.